AUGAGUGUUCGGUUUCCGUUAGGUAAAUUUUCCACAUGGCAUCAGUUGAGGCAAAAAAACAGUGUAAUAAAUUAUCCGUUGAAAGAACAGAUUUGUCGCAUAAUGCAACGUUGGGAAGAUUUUUUUGGUAUAACAGCUGUACGACUGGCGCAAGAAGAAGUUAUCAAUUGUGAGAAUCGCCUAACAGAGGCGCAAAAAAAUCGCCGAGCAAAACAAAUGGAACUAAAAAAACUGCAGAACCAUUUGAAGGAUAUUCAUGCAGAAUUGGACCGGACGUCGCGUGGAGAUGACCGGUUUUUACAUCUUUUAACGGAAGAACACGCCACAAUAAAAAAAGAAAGAGUAUUGCUAGCAGAGUUUGAGGAAGCAGAAACAGCGGAAAGAGACACUUUCCAAGCACUUUCAAGGCGAGUCAGAAGCAGCCAUGAGAAGGAACGUGAAAGAGUUGAGAAAAACAAAUAUUUGUCGCUGUGGGCAACUAUCACGGGAGCUGUAUUCGGCGUUGUCGGAACAACACUUGCAGCUGAAGUAAGAGCGAGACGACUGAAAGAUUUGAUACCUACUGCAGCUCAGGUUACUCCUGUGUUAGAGCAGGUUCGCGAUCAUGUCGAAAAGCAACAUUUGCAGGUCGUUACAUUUAUAAAUGAUUUGCGGGCGCUAAUGAAUGCUGGGAAGGUGAGUGAGAUCCAACAAACUUUGGCUUCAAGUGCCAAUCACGGGACUUCGUACGAAAAACUUGUUUCUUCGAUGGAGGAGCAAAAUGCUAUUCUUUCAAAGGAAAUGGAUGAACUGAAAAAGAUAAUCGCUGUGGAUCGAUACAAGGACGGCGAUUCCAAAGAUGUUGUCUACGUUGGUAGCGACAUGCAACUCCUCUUGAACCGUACAGAAAAGAACUUGGAGUCGAAGAUGAAACUGCAAACUUUGUUAUCAGUUGUUUUCAUAUAUGCGGCAGCUGUUGUCACUGUUCCCUUAGUUUUAGCGAUAUUUAAGGCAAACUAG
Enterobius vermicularis (human pinworm) is the source of this 999-nucleotide messenger RNA. Lineage: Eukaryota; Metazoa; Nematoda; Chromadorea; Rhabditida; Oxyuridae. The record is from the annotation of a GenBank genome assembly.